AUGACAGAAGUAAAAACAGUCAAGUUAACUUCUUCUGAGGGAACAGAAUUUCAGGUCGAAAGAAAUGUUGCAGAAAAAUCUGUCUUAUUGAAAAAUAUGCUAGAAGACGUCGGCGAGAGCGACAUGGCUGUGCCUUUGCCAAAUGUUACUGGACCCAUUCUAAUUAAAGUCAUAGAAUAUUGCACACACCACCGCGAUGAUCCAGUUAUAUCGCAAGAAGACGAAAAUAAGAAAACUUCUGAUGAUAUUGAUGACUGGGACGAAGAAUUUUGUAAAGUGGAUCAAGGAACUUUAUUUGAACUAAUUUUGGCUGCCAAUUAUCUUGAUAUCAAACCUCUUCUUGAUCUCACCUGUAAGACUGUGGCCAACAUGAUAAAGAAAAAGUCACCUGAGGAAAUUCGUAGGACCUUUAAUAUUGAGAAUGAUUUUACGCCUGAGGAGGAAGAGCAA
Messenger RNA from Acaulospora colombiana, 450 nucleotides. Lineage: Eukaryota; Fungi; Glomeromycota; Glomeromycetes; Diversisporales; Acaulosporaceae. The record is from the annotation of a GenBank genome assembly.